AUGGUCACGUGGUGCCGGAGUGUCUGGCCGUCCCACCUCCCUCUGCCAAGGAAGAACCAUCCCUGCAUUGGUUUCCCUUUCUGCACCCGGCCACAGUCGCUGCCAUCUGCAUUUGUGGUGACUGCGGCCGCAGUGGCAAAGAGACGAGUGGCGUGGUCGAGUCGACUUUGGAGGGGUGGGAAGGCAGUUGGCUCAGAGACUGCCUCUCCCUCUGGCGUGGACGUUAUGGAGGUGACACUGGAAACGGAUCAGCCAGAAGCCGUGAUGGACCUGCUGCUGGGCUUUGGAGCGAGUUCAGCCUCGGCGAUGGCCGCCAAAACGCAGCAGGCAGCGCUACGAGUUGUAUGUGCGCAAUUCGAGGGCUCUUUUGACACUCUAAGCAAGCUGGAUCUGGAACAGGUAGGAUGCAUCAUCCAGGCAGCAUUGGAUUUGCCCAGAAAGCCUCGUCUAACCGGCCGCUUGCUGGGUGGUACUUGGAGCAAGUACUUCCCCUUAUCCGAGAGCGUCGAAGUCCGCUUGCCUUGCCACGCCGGACCAAGAGGCGGAACGUUGAGCGAAACUGGGAGGCGCGUGCUGCGACUGGAAGGUGGUGUGGCUUUUGGGGCAGGCGAUCAUCCGACUACAAGAGGUGCGGCAGCUUUCCUGGAGGCCACAUUGACGAAAGCUCGCCCACUGAGCCUUCGAUUUUUGGACUACGGCACUGGAUCCGGAGUUCUGGCGAUCUGUGCUUGGAUGCUGGGAGCGAGGCACACGCUCGGCGUCGACAUCGACAAAACUGCGAUUGCAUCUGCUGCACGAAGCCUUGCAUUAAAUGACACAGUCGCGCCUUUCGAUGCGGCGGGCACCAUUGACUUCGAGCACGUGCCCACCUGCCCCGAGCGCGCUACCAAGCAAAUUGUAGAGGUGGUAGAGGAGGGUGGAGCUUUCGACGUUGUCGUGGCAAACAUCUUGUGCGAACCGCUCCUGCAGCUGGUGGAAACUCUUUCUUGCGCCACCGCGCCUGCUGGAAAGCUUUGCUUGUCUGGUGUGCGCAGCCUACCAGACCUGAGUGCCGUUGAGGCGCUUCAAGAGGCAUAUUCCGAGCAUUUCGAGAACUUUCAGAUAUCAGAUGCUGGUGCCGGAUGGUGCGUCAUAACAGCCGAAAAGAGCGUUUUGCGGUUCAAUUAA
This is a messenger RNA of Symbiodinium sp. CCMP2592, 1167 nucleotides long. NCBI's taxonomy places the organism in Eukaryota, Dinophyceae, Suessiales, Symbiodiniaceae. The record is from the annotation of a GenBank genome assembly.